This is a messenger RNA of Drosophila serrata, 2140 nucleotides long. Its product is annotated as ankyrin repeat domain-containing protein 13D. Gene Ontology annotation, molecular function: protein binding. Lineage: Eukaryota; Metazoa; Arthropoda; Insecta; Diptera; Drosophilidae. The record is from RefSeq and is a predicted model, not a curated record. Gene Ontology annotation, cellular component: cytoplasm.
AGUUUGUUUUUUUUCGCUGAGAAACAAAAGAUUUUUGCAAAUUACUAGAAGGCAGUCAGCAGAUUAGAUUAGGUCGGCAGGCAGCAGCAGCAAGCAGCAGGCGAGGAUGAGGAGCGCGGAAGAGAUCAAGGCGGAGUACCCGCUGCACUGGCACAUCUGGCACAACGAACUGGAGCAGCUGCAGGCGGCCAUCGACCAGAACGAUAAGGAGAAAAUCGAUCCUCGCGGCCGGACGCCGCUGAUGCUAGCGGUCCGGGUGGCGAAUCUGGCCUGCGUCAAGUGCCUUUUGGCGGCCAAGUGCAAUGCCACCUACGAGCACGAGGGCUGGUCCAUUGUCCAGGAAGCCGUCUGCACGGGAGAUGUGGACAUUCUGACUGCCAUUAUCGAAGUGCGGGAUCUACAGCGCCAUGUUCAGCGAGUAACGCAUGUGCCGAAGCUUCUGCAGCAUUUGCUGGACGCUCCCGACUUCUACAUCGAGAUGAAGUGGGAGUUCACCUCCUGGGUGCCCCUAAUGUCUCGGCUCUGUCCCAGUGAUACAUACAAAGUGUACAAGAGGGGAGCCAACGUGCGGAUAGACACAACGCUCUUGGGCUUCGACAACAACACUUGGCAAAGGGGCAAUCGUUCGUACAUCUUCAAGGGAGCCAAAGAAACUGCCACCAUGAUCGAAAUCGAUCACGAUACGAAUGAGGUGAUGGUGGAACAGAUGAGCAGCGAUAUUGGUGACAUUGUGGCCAUUCCGCCUGCCUUGGGAACGGUGAGAGCACGUCUCAAUGCACCGGUGAUCACCAACAACAUCGAGAUGGACAAGAUCAGUUUCGAGCGGAACAAGAGCGGGAUUUGGGGCUGGCGCAGCGAGAAAUCUGAGGUGAUCAAUGGCUACAAUUGCAAAGUGUAUGGUGCCAGCAAUGUGGAGUUUGUUACCAAGACGCGAAUGGAUCAUCUGAGUGAGGAGCAGAUUAAGAAUAAAACGUCGCGGACGCCGCUGCACAGUCUGCUGGGCAUUGCCGAUGAGGACUAUGUAUCCCCCGCCGAUGCCGCCGCGGCGCUCAAAGAUCGGACACCCUCGCCCCGCUUGGAGGAGGAGGCUUCCCUGGUGGCAGCAGAAAACGGUGGACGAUCUUCGCCAGCUCCUGGUCUGGCACAGAGCAACGGCAGCUCCGCCUGUGCCUCUGGCACCAGUACCCCCAAGUCUUCUGUCACCCCCGAGGAGUACUUUACUCCCGAAGUCGAUCUACAUGGCAGAGAUGUUGGCGGGCCCAAAAAUCUGAGCACAAAGGUGCAGCGCUUCAAGGCCAACCUGUGGCUGGCCGAGGAGCACCCGAUACGGCUGCAGGAGCAAGUGCUGCCCAUACUGGAUCUCAUGUCCACCAUGGCCAGCCCGCAUGUGUCCAAGCUAAGGGACUUUAUCACCAUGCAGCUGCCUGCCGGCUUUCCCGUCAAAGUGGAAAUCCCGCUCUUCCAUGUCCUUAAUGCUUGUAUUACCUUUGGUAAUGUCUUUGCCUUAACCUCGCCCGUGGAGCAUGUGGCCACGCUGCAGGAGCAGGAUCGUGUGACAUGCCUGGUGGAUGAUCGUUGCUUCGACGUGCCGGUUCACUACACCAACCGAGGCAGCGAUGUGCGUCGUCAGAUGCCGCUGGACGAGGACGACAUGCUGCAAUACGCCAUCGAGCAGAGUUUGGUCGAGACGAGCGGCGCCUGUGGCGUGGACGCCAAGGAUGACGACAAGGUAGACAUCUGGGAGGUGCUAAGGGGCCAAAACGUGGUGGGCACGGAUCUUCUACCCGAGGAUGACGAGCAACUGCAGCGAGUGCUGCAGGAAUCGCUAUUGGGUGCCAGUGCAAAUCCCCAAAGCGGGUCACCCGCAUCCGAAGAGGACGACGACGACGGCGGCUUCCGGUUUAUAGAUCCCGAUCUGGCCAUGGCCAUGCGCCUGUCGCAGCAGGACCAAAGGAAGUACGAGCUGGAGCGACAGCAGGAGCAGGAGAUGAUCGAACAGGCGUUGAAGCUGAGCCUGCAGGAGCACUAAGAUCCUGCCAGCGAUUCCAAAUUGAAGUUCUUCUUUCCCUUCUACUUCUGAUUUCUAUUUAGUGUAAACACUUUGGACUAAGUUGUAUAAUAUAAUACGAGCCUACUUUAA